AGACGGUAGUUGCCUCAAAUACAACUAAAAUGACUGUGCGUUCUGCUUAGGUGAAGAUGGCAGCCUGCUGCUUUAUCCGUUGUUGUGGAGGAACCGAGGAGGACGAUAAGGGGGGAGGAAGGGAACGAGAGGAAGUGAGGAGGACGAGGAGGAUAACGAGGAUGGAGAGGGGGACGAUGAGGGAUAAGAGGAGAAGAAGCGGAUGGCAGGAUGGCGACGGGAGGAAGUGUGGAGGAGGACGAAGACGAGGAGAAGCAAAAGAGGGGGGAGACGAGGAGAAGCAGAAGAGGGGGGAGACGAGGUGGAGAUGGAGGAGGAGGAUGAGCGGCAGAGGAGGACGAGGGGGAGGAGGACGACGGGCUGAUGACACUCACCGUCGGGGACAGCAGUAUGGCGACGGGCGGGACAGGCUGCUCCUCCUCAAUGGCCACAAAGACGAUACUCCUCCUCAACGGCUGCAACGACCGGCAAGAUCGCGACGGGCGGAACGGCGGCGCAGCAGGAUGGUGACGACGCGAAUAGCAGAUGGCCGGCGGCACUUUCCGCUGCGACUGCGUUUCAAACCAAGUUGUCGUCAGUUGAUUGCACAGGAGCUCAUCGCACCAAUCGUGCAAUUGGCGGACGAUCUCUCGCCCGACAUCUGCUUUCAGAGCGACAACAGUCCUGCUCCGUACAUUUUCGAGCGAUCCUUGGAUCCGUACCUUCAGUGGACUUCGUGCUUGGAGGAACCUACGGACGAAGAUACGCUACCAUCGCGGCAGCAGUAUCUGAAGUCGUACGAGAUCAUCCCUUACGCCUUCUACCCGAGGGCAGAAGAAGUUGUGAUCGACGACGACGAAGAAGAAGAAGACGACGACGAGGAAGCCUCGGAGGAGGGAAGCUAUAGUGAAUAUAGCGAGGGCGAGCUGAGUGAGGAGGAACAGGAAGAAGAAGGAACCGGGUCCGAGUGGGAAGUCCCGCCGGAGGAAGCGACGCGCAUGGGAACGGAAGUGGAAGAUCCGGAAGCAGAGCAGAAGCGCGAAGAAAUUGCCACCGGGAAGCGCCAGCUGGCCUUCGCUAGCGAGGCUAGCCUGCGCAUCGGUAGCGAUCCAACCAGGAAUCCGGGGCCGCCGAGGCCCGAAGAUGGCGACCCUGCAGCCGCCACCUCAAGAACCGCGCAACGGAGACGACGCCGAUCCCCCUCCUCCUCCAGCCCCACCCGUCCCCUAGUUCGCCCAUGUACCAAUGCGGGCGAUAGGCCUUCGACCUCGGAUGCUGCCCCGCCGACCCCUUGAUUUUCUCCCCCUCGAGCAGAUCCGUACCCCAGUCACCUUCCCUUCCUAUCCUUUCCAUCCCCAUCU
Messenger RNA from Chara braunii, 1340 nucleotides. NCBI's taxonomy places the organism in Eukaryota, Viridiplantae, Streptophyta, Charophyceae, Charales, Characeae. The record is from the annotation of a GenBank genome assembly.